AGCGGCUCUGGCGGUCGUGGCGGUCGGAGGUCCGGGGUUCUGCUCCUCUCAAGAGCGUGCGGCUGUCUGGACUGGGUCUACACCUGACAGUCACUGGAAUGCUACUCCAGGCCUUAGAAGAAAGUGAAACUAAUUUUAAAGGCCCCUUAUUCUUUCUGUUACCUGCUUGCUGAACUGAAAAUAAAUCUCCCUGCUCCUUUAUUCUGAACUGAGUUGACUUUCCCAUCUCAAAAACGUGUGCAGAGAGCAGGAGCCUUUCCACCCAAGCCCCAGCUGUACUGGAAACCUUCCUAAGUCAGAGCAAUGGGUCAGGAAUCUAGCAAGCCUGUGUGGCCCAAACCAGCAGGAGGGUAUCAGUCCAGUACAGGCAGGAGAUAUGGAAGAAGGCAUGCUUAUGUCAGUUUCAGGCCAUCCACGAGCCAGCAGGAAAGAAUUGCCAGCCAGGGAAAGACAACAUCUGAAGUCCCAAUGCACAGAUCAGCCCCCAGUCAAACCACCAAGAGGAGCCGAUCGCCAUUUUCCACCACUCGUCGCAGUUGGCACAGAGAGAGCUCGGGCACCGGUCUGAAUGUUGAUAAUGAGGACUAUUCCAGGUAUCCGCCAAGAGAGUACAGGGCUUCGGGUGGCAGAAGAGGAAUGGCUUAUGGACAUAUUGACUCUUAUGGGGCAGAUGAUAGUGAGGAGGAGGGGGCUGGGCCUGUUGAGCGACUACCAGUGAGAGGGAAAACUAGCAAGUUUAAAGAUGAUAAGCUGUAUGACCCAGAGAAAGGGGCAAGGUCUUUGGCUGGGGUGCCUCCACAGUUCUCUGGUUUUAACCAUGAUGUGAGAGAAGAGCUUGAUGAGUUAGAUCCAGCCCCUGCAACAAGAUGCUCUGCUAGCAGAGCUGAGUUCCUGCAGCAAAAUAGCGUGGUCUCUCAGAUGUCUUGUGCUGAAGGCAAGGUGGCCACAAAUGGUGACAGCUUGGAGAGGGAGAGACAAAAGCAGAAUUUAUCUGCACGUCCUGGCAGGGCUCCUGUGAGUAUGUGUGGUGGUGGGGAAAACACCCCAAAGAAUGCAGAGGAACCAGUAGUGAGGCCCAAAGUCAGAAAUCUGGCAAGUCCAAACUGUGUGAAACCAAAAAUAUUUUUUGAUACUGAUGAUGAUGAUGAUAUGCCACACAGUACUUCCAGGUGGAGGGAUACUGCCAACGCCGAUGAAGGCCACUCUGAUGGCCUAGCAAGAAGAGGCAGAGGCGAGAGUUCAAGUCUCUACUCUGAGCCAAAGUAUCCUGAAGACAAGAGGGAAGUGAAGAACGACCAAGUGAAACCAGAAAAAGUGCCGAGACGGCGACGAACCAUGGCCGACCCUGACUUCUGGACGUAUACUGAUGAUUACUACAAAUACUGUGAUGAAGACUCUGACAGUGACAAAGAGUGGAUUGCUGCUCUGCGUCGAAAGUAUCGAAGUCGAGAGCAAACCCUGUCCUCCAGUGGCGAAAGCUGGGAGACACUGCCGGGGAAAGAAGAGCGUGAACCUCCGCAAGCUAGAGUGAGUGACAGUGCUGGUGCCAGCACCAGCCCCAGUCCCAGCACUGGUGCCAGUGCCGGUGCCAGCGCCAGUGCCAGUAGCAAUGGCAGCAGUUAUCCUGAAGAGGUUCGAGAACCAUCUCUUCAGGAAGGGGAGCAGGCAUCCCUGGAAGAAGGAGAAAUUCCUUGGCUCCAGUACAAUGAGAAUGAGAAUAGCAGCGAGGGGGAUAAUGAUUCUGGUCAGGAGUUGAUGCAACCUGGUGUAUUCAUGCUGGAUGGAAACAACAACCUUGAAGAUGACUCCAGUGUGAGUGAAGACCUAGAAGUGGAUUGGAGCCUCUUUGAUGGAUUUGCAGAUGGGUUAGGAGUGGCUGAAGCCAUUUCCUAUGUGGAUCCUCAGUUCCUCACCUACAUGGCGCUUGAAGAACGUCUGGCCCAGGCGAUGGAAACUGCCCUUGCGCACUUGGAGUCUCUCGCGGUGGAUGUAGAGGUGGCCAAUCCACCAGCGAGCAAGGAGAACAUCGAUGCUCUUCCCGAGAUCCUGGUCACUGAAGAUCAUGGUGCCAUUGGUCAGGAAAUGUGCUGCCCAAUUUGUUGCAGCGAAUAUGUGAAGGGGGAGGUGGCAACAGAGCUGCCGUGCCACCACUAUUUCCACAAGCCGUGCGUGUCCAUCUGGCUUCAGAAGUCGGGCACCUGUCCCGUUUGUCGCUGCAUGUUCCCUCCCCCACUCUAAAGACCAAGGCUGUUUACUCCUGGUCUGAUGAUUUUCCCCAUCUGAAAUCUACAAUACUGCAGGAGCCCUGUCAAAAUUAACAAUGAAAAUUAAACCAAUUGGUUAAUUAGACUAAACCUGUCAGUUUCUUGUGAGUGUUUCCAAUGUGAAAACAGUGUAUAUGAUUGCAUUAAAAAUCAUAUUGUCUUUUAGAGGUUAGAAAGGGAAAACUAAACUUUCUAAAUGCUACUUGAGAUUGCAGUAAGAACAUACAUUUUCUAACCUGAAAGUUGAAAUAAGUCGCAUUUGUUUUCUUCAGUAGAAUAUGUUGCUGUUAAUUGUAAUGUCAAGUUUAUCUGUUAAGUAUGUCCAAAAGGCAAAAUCAUUUUUGUUGCAUGUAAUGGGUUAGUGUUCCUGUAAUUGAAGUGCCGUAAAAGCUUAUUAAAGUUCUCCUUUUGGUUUUACAUGGUAUAGCAGAAUUGUUUGGUUUUGUUUGAAAUGGUGGUAUUAAGUGACUUUAUAAUUGAUCCCUUGCAUCUGAGUCAAAUGUAGAGUUUUUUGGUAUUCUUAACAGUAGAAAAACUUGUUUUGCUGGAAAUGCUGACUCUACCAACAGCAAAAAAAUGAAGGUAAUGAUUUUUUAAAAGCAAUAAAGUGUGUAAUUGUCACACUUUACUAUAGGGAAAAAGAUUGAAUUGAGAAAGAGUGAAGGAAAAAAACAAUAAGAAAGCAUGGUGAAAAUACAGAACAAUAGUAGGAAUAAAUCCAAACUGAAUAUAGGGAUGAAAGAGUUAAAAUCACCUUUGAGAAAAUAGAAACUCUCAGAGGGAAUGGAUAAAAAAAUAACGCUAUAUGCCAAUUAUAUAGCUCAACACAGUAACACAGAUAGGAAUAGAAAAAUAUAUGCCAGACAAGUGCUGCAGGAAAACAUAGUCACCUACCUACACAGAGUGAACAGUUUUCCACAUUGGCCAUAUUUGCAUCAGAUCUCUCUCUCCCCUGCCCUCCACCUUUCUCUCUCUCUCCCUUUUUCUCUCUCUCCAGUAAAUGAAAUUUUUCAGGUACAGGUGAAGUUCCUCACCCCGUCAUAUUUACCUUCUUCCUUCCAUAGAGGUAAGCACUACCCAGAAAAUGGUGUGUUUACUUCUCAUCUGUGUCUUUAGACAUAUAUGCAAGUGUGUGUAUAUGUAUGUAUAUGUGUAUAUAUGUAUAUGUGUGUGUAUAUAUCC
Cynocephalus volans (Philippine flying lemur) is the source of this 3446-nucleotide messenger RNA. RefSeq names its product praja ring finger ubiquitin ligase 1 (gene PJA1). The record is from RefSeq and is a predicted model, not a curated record. Gene Ontology annotation, biological process: protein ubiquitination. Bases 304 to 2238 code for a protein of 644 amino acids. The transcript is spliced from 2 exons. NCBI's taxonomy places the organism in Eukaryota, Metazoa, Chordata, Mammalia, Dermoptera, Cynocephalidae. Gene Ontology annotation, cellular component: cytoplasm. Gene Ontology annotation, molecular function: ubiquitin protein ligase activity.